This is a messenger RNA of Drosophila melanogaster (fruit fly), 3387 nucleotides long. It is a transcript of the gene Grp170, whose product is annotated as Grp170 co-chaperone. Gene Ontology annotation, molecular function: ATP hydrolysis activity; ATP binding. NCBI's taxonomy places the organism in Eukaryota, Metazoa, Arthropoda, Insecta, Diptera, Drosophilidae. The record is from RefSeq and is marked reviewed. The coding region runs from base 133 to 2904 and encodes 923 amino acids. The transcript is spliced from 3 exons. Gene Ontology annotation, cellular component: endoplasmic reticulum lumen.
AAAGAAGUGAAAGAAUCGCGGAAGAAUUGUGGAAGUAAAAGGUUAAUGCUCUCUUCACUGAUUUUCCGUGAAGACUUUUUAAAAGCCAUUUCUCCCCAGUAAUUUCACCGGUAAACUAUAUAGAUCUAUACCAUGAAACUCGUGCUCCUUUUGAGCGCCCUGCUGGCGGGGAUUGCCCUUUCCCAGGGAGCCGCCGUGAUGUCCGUGGAUCUGGGCAGCGAGUGGAUGAAAGUGGGCGUUGUGUCGCCUGGAGUGCCUAUGGAAAUCGCCCUGAAUCGCGAGUCCAAGCGCAAGACGCCCGCGAUCCUAGCCUUCCGCGAUGGAACGCGAACCAUUGGCGAGGAUGCACAAACAAUUGGUAUCAAGGAUCCCAACUCGGCCUAUGGCUAUCUUCUGGAUUUGCUGGGCAAGACCAUCGAUAAUCCCAUUGUGGAUUUGUAUAGGAAACGCUUCCCAUACUACAACAUUGUGGGUGAUCCGGAGCGCAACACCGUGGUCUUCCGCAAAAGCGACACCGAUGAAUUCUCCGUGGAGGAACUGGUUGCUCAAUUGCUGGUCAAGGCCAAGCAGUUCGCCCAGGAAUCCGUACAGCAGCCAAUAACCGAGUGCGUCCUAACCGUGCCCGGUUACUUUGGCCAAGCCGAAAGGGAAGCUCUCUUGUCCGCCGCCCAGUUGGCCAAUCUUAAGGUACUCCAGCUAAUCAACGACUAUGCGGCGGUGGCUCUAAACUACGGCGUCUUCCAUCGCGGCGAAAUCAACGAAACGGCCCAGUAUUUCCUCUUCUACGAUAUGGGCGCCUACAAAACCUCAGCCGCUGUGGUCAGCUAUCAGUUGGUGAAGGAUAAACAAACCAGGGAGAUCAACCCGGUGGUGCAGGUCCUUGGCGUUGGUUAUGAUCGCACUCUGGGAGGCCUGGAGAUUCAACUAAGAUUGCGUGAUUAUCUGGCGCAGGAGUUUAAUGCCCUAAAGAAGACUAAAACCGAUGUGACCACCAGUCCCCGAGCACUGGCCAAACUUUUCAAGGAAGCAGGACGACUAAAGAAUGUCCUGUCCGCCAAUACGGAGUUCUUCGCUCAAAUCGAAAACCUGAUAGAGGACAUUGACUUUAAAUUGCCCGUCACUCGUGAGAAGCUGGAGCAACUCUGCGAGGAUCUUUGGCCCAGGGCCACAAAACCAUUGGAAGAAGCAUUGGCCUCGUCGCACCUCAGUCUGGACGUGAUCAACCAGGUGAUUUUGUUCGGAGGCGGCACCCGAGUUCCACGUGUGCAGGAAACCAUCAAAGCUGUCAUUAAACAGGAGCUGGGUAAAAAUCUGAAUGCCGAUGAAUCCGCCACUAUGGGUGCAGUUUAUAAGGCAGCCGACUUAUCGGCCGGCUUCAAAGUGAAGAAGUUUGUGGUCAAGGAUGCCACGCUGUUCCCCCUGCAAGUGUCCUUCGAACGGGAUCCAGGCGAUGGUGCUGCCGUAAAGCAGGUGAAACGUGCCCUGUUUGCCCUAAUGAACCCCUAUCCCCAAAAGAAGGUCAUUACCUUCAACAAGCACACCGACGAUUUUGAGUUCUAUGUCAACUACGCCGAUUUGGAUCGUUAUAGCAAGGAGGAGAUUGCCGCUCUGGGCAGCUUGAACGUGACCAAGGUGCAGCUGAAGCAGGUGAAGGAGCUGCUGGAGAAAUCGAAAAAGGAACUGGUGGAUAACAAGGGCAUCAAGGCUUACUUCUACCUGGAUGACUCUGGCAUUUUCCGCUGCACAGGAGUUGAGUACGUGUACGAGAAACAAAAGCCUGAGGACGAUGCUGAUGAAGACAGCACUUUGUCCAAGUUUGGCAGCACUUUGAGUAAAUUGUUUACCAAGGAGGGUGAGGAGAAGAAGGACAAUUCGGAACAGGAAGAGGCAGCUAAUGCAGGCGAAGAGCCAUCUAAAUCAGAAGAUAAUGAAAAGGCCAAGGAAGAGGAUGCUAGCAAGGAGCAAAAGUCUGAGGAGAGCACAAAACAAGAUACCGAAGCCAAAAACGAAACAAUCAAGCUUGUUACGGUCAAGUCCCCGGUGACGUAUGAGUCCCAAACGCAGUUUGUUGUUCCUCUGGUCGGUUCCGCGUAUGAUCAAUCAGUGGCCAAACUGGCCGCCAUUAACAAAGCUGAGGAGCAACGUGUCCGCUUGGAAUCAGCUUUUAAUGCCCUCGAAGCCCACAUAAUCGAGGUGCAACAGAAACUGGACGAGGAGUCGUACGCUAAGUGUGCUACCGCCGAGGAGAAGGAGAAAUUGCUUGCCGAAUGCAGCACUUUGGGUGAAUGGCUGUAUGAGGAUCUGGAGGAUCCCAAAGCAGAGAUCUACGAGGAAAAGCUGGCGCAACUGAAGAAGCUAUCCAACGUCUUUUUGGCUCGCCACUGGGAACACGAGGAGCGACCAGAGGCUAUCAAAGCACUCAAGGGCAUGAUUGAUGGCGCCGAAAAGUUCCUGGUCACUGGCCGCAAUCUCACCAAGGACACCAAUCCCGAGAAGGACGUCUUUACCCAGGUGGAGAUCGACACGCUGGACAAAGUGAUAACCGAAACCAAUGCAUGGCUCAAGACGGAGACGGCGGCGCAGAAGAAGUUGGCCAAGAACGCGGAUAUCCGCCUGACCGUCAAGGAUAUAACGGACAAAAUGAGCCUGCUGGACCGCGAGGUCAAGUACUUGGUUAACAAGAUCAAGAUCUGGAAGCCCAAGGUGAAGCCCGCUGCUGAAAAGGAGAAGAAGAAGGAGGAGGAGGUGGUGGCCUCCGGCAGUGGCGAUGACACCAAAUCGGAGGACGCCGAGCAGCAGCAGGAACAGGCGACAAAGGAGGAGCAGCAGGAGCAGGAGCCCGUAGAUGAGAUCACUCCAACGCCUGCCGAGGAGGAAACCAAGACACCGCACAGUGAGCUCUAAGGAGCCAAACUAGAGGGAUUACGAGCAUCCGUAGCAGCAGGAAGCCAAGUGCCUGUCUUAGGAUUCGAAGGAGGAUUCACAUCGGGGGUUACACAGGGGGAAAAAGACGGCAAAUGGUCGCGAAACGGGGCGUCUUUAUUUCUAUGAUUUUUUUUAGCUAAAGUCGGGGUUAAAUUAUGCUACUUCUAAUCGAAAACAAAACACACAAAAAAAAAAACACAAAAUAAUGUAAACCGUAACUUAAUGUAAAAACCAUUUUCCAUUUCCAUACCAUUCCGCAUAGGAAAUACAAGACUUGAAGAAGUACUCACACGGUCCCCUCUAUAUGUAUAUCCACUAUAUCUUAUUGAUCUAUUGUAGCGAAAGUAGCGAAACGAAUUGGGCGGGAUGAGUUAAUUGCCGAGAUAAGAUCGUAAUAAAUCGGAAAUCGUAAGGAGCGAAACAUAACAAAUAAAGUUUGCAUUGUGUUGUACGCGGAUUGGC